Messenger RNA from Tricharina praecox, 2508 nucleotides. Its product is annotated as nitrate reductase. Gene Ontology annotation, biological process: nitric oxide biosynthetic process; nitrate assimilation. Gene Ontology annotation, molecular function: nitrate reductase (NADPH) activity; heme binding; molybdopterin cofactor binding. NCBI's taxonomy places the organism in Eukaryota, Fungi, Ascomycota, Pezizomycetes, Pezizales, Pyronemataceae. Bases 1 to 2508 code for a protein of 835 amino acids. The transcript has 5 exons. The record is from RefSeq and is a predicted model, not a curated record.
AUGCCGCCUCCGUCAUUGAAUCCCACAAAAGUCCUGGACAUAGAUGUAAACACACCCGAUUUCCAUGUUGCCAGAGACCCUCGACUGGUACGACUGACCGGUGUCCAUCCGUUCAACGUCGAGGCUCCCCUCACAGCACUGUUUGACGAAGGAUUCCUCACUUCCCCAGAGCUCUUCUAUGUCCGGAACCAUGGAGCCGUGCCACAGGUUUCGGACGAGGAGAUUCCCGAUUGGGCCAUUUCCAUCGAAGGCCUGGUGGAGAACCCGAUCACCAUCACUUUCAAGCAGGUCCUGGAAAAGUACGAGCAAGUCACAGUGCCUAUCACGCUUGUGUGUGCCGGAAACCGAAGGAAGGAACAGAAUCAAGUACGGAAGUCACAGGGGUUCUCAUGGGGUGCUGCCGGUGUCUCGACGAGUUUGUUCACCGGGCCAAUGCUGGCCGAUAUCAUCGCGAAAGCGAAGCCGACGAGAAAGGCACGGUUUUUGUGCAUGGAAGGUGCGGAUCAGUUGCCCAACGGUAACUACGGAACCUCGAUAAAGCUCAGCUGGGUGAUGAACCGCGAGCGUGGUAUCAUGCUGGCUCACAAGAUGAACGGCACACCGCUGACACCGGACCACGGCCGUCCCAUCCGCGUCGUAAUACCCGGCCAAAUCGGCGGACGGAGUGUGAAAUGGCUGAAGCGCAUCAUCAUCACCGACAAACCCUCGGACAACUGGUACCACAAGUACGAUAAUCGGGUUCUUCCAACUAUGGUCACGCCCGAGAUGUCGAAGCAAGACGACAAAUGGUGGAACGACGAACGGUACGCUAUCUACGAUCUUUCGGUCAACUCGGCCAUCGCCUAUCCGCAAAACGACGAGACGCUGCUCCUCGGUGAAAAUUGCCCUGAGUUCUACCGGUUCAGGGGAUACGCGUACAGCGGAGGCAUGCGGAGGAUUACUCGUGUUGAAAUCUCGUUGGAUAAGGGUGCCACAUGGGAACUUGCCGACAUCAACUACCCCGAGGAUCUCUACAGAGAGACGGAGAAGGAACUUUAUGGUGGACGCCUCGACAUGGCAACGAGGGAUGCAUGCUACUGUUGGUGUUUCUGGGAACUCCCCAUUGCGGUCAACAGGCUCGUGAACGCGGAGGACGUGGUGGUCAGGGCAAUGGACGACAGCAUGACGAUACAACCUAGGGAUAUGUACUGGUCGGUCCUCGGCAUGAUGCAGAACUCGUGGUUCCGCAUCGCCAUCCAAAAAGAUUCUCAGGGCAUGCUCAAAUUCGAACAUCCCACGAUGCCAGCACUACAGCCUGGAGGUUGGAUGGAGAGAGUCAAGAAGGACGGCGGCGACUUCGGCAACGGAAACUGGGGGGAGAAGGUGAAGGGCCAACUCGAGGACUCCACCAUCACCCCCGAAGUCCCGAAGGAGGAAGUCAAGAUGACCAACGACGAUAUCAAGCGCAUCAUUGAGAUCGAAGAACUACGCCUGCACGACAACAAAGACGAGCCGUGGUUUGUUGUCAAGGGAGAGGUCUACGACGGUACACCCUUCUUGAAGGAACAUCCUGGAGGCGCUGUGAGCAUCAUCUCUGCUGCCGGACAGGACGCUACGGACGAGUUUGUGGGAAUCCAUUCGGAAUCUGCGAAGGCUAUGAUGCCGAAGUACCACGUCGGCACUCUGUCAUCUGCAGCACAAGAAGCACUUGCAAACAAAUCUACGGCCUCAGAUACCUCAUUGUCCAACAACGCAAUCUUCUUAAACCCACGAUCAUGGCGUUGCGCCACUCUUAUUUCCAAGCGUGAAGUCUCUUGGGACACAAGAAUUUUUACCUUUUCCCUCGACCAUGCUACGCAAACUCUUGGGCUGCCUGUGGGACAACAUCUCAUGAUCAAGCUCAGAGACGCCAAAGGCGAAGUGAUAGUUCGGCCCUACACACCCCUCUCGGACGAUACGUCGGCGGGCACCGUUGAGGUCCUCGUAAAAGUCUACUUCGAGGAACUCGAAAAGGGCACGAAGGGCGGAGAGAUGACUCUAGCGCUGGACGCUUUGUCACUUGGACAGCAAGUCGACUUCAAAGGCCCAAUAGGAAAAUUCACAUAUCUGGGUGGGGGUCAGAUCUCGCUGGAGGGAAACACUCGCACCGUCAGGUCGAUGACCAUGAUAUGCGCCGGCUCCGGUAUUACGCCCAUCUACGCAGUGCUACGGGCCAUCAUACAAGACGCCACAGACCCAACCAAAUGCGUGGUUAUCGAUUCGAACAGACAGGAGGGCGAUAUUCUCUGCCGGCAGGAGCUCGAUGCUCUGCACGAAGCAAACAGGGCCCGGAUGACCCUGGUGCACACCCUGACUGCGGGAGAGGAGAGCUGGACUGGAAGGAGGGGGAGAAUCAACAGGGGCUUGGUGGAGGAGGUGGGCAGUGGCGCGGAUCUAUGGUUAGUCUGUGGGCCGGAGGGCAUGGAGGAUGGGGUACGAAAGAUUUUUGCGGAUAUGGGGGUAUCCAAGACGGAUGUCGUGUUUUUCUAA